This is a messenger RNA of Nematolebias whitei (Rio pearlfish), 594 nucleotides long. RefSeq names its product transcription factor HES-2-like. Lineage: Eukaryota; Metazoa; Chordata; Actinopteri; Cyprinodontiformes; Rivulidae. The record is from RefSeq and is a predicted model, not a curated record. Gene Ontology annotation, molecular function: DNA-binding transcription factor activity, RNA polymerase II-specific; protein dimerization activity; RNA polymerase II cis-regulatory region sequence-specific DNA binding. The transcript is spliced from 4 exons. The coding region runs from base 1 to 594 and encodes 197 amino acids. Gene Ontology annotation, biological process: regulation of transcription by RNA polymerase II; anterior/posterior pattern specification; regulation of neurogenesis. Gene Ontology annotation, cellular component: nucleus.
AUGUCUCCAAAUCGGACUUUUGAAGCUCUCCCAUCUUUCCCUCCAAGGUUUGCUGUUGCCAAAAGAAAAGAGGCUAUUGAGUUGAGAAAGACAAUGAAGCCACUGAUGGAAAAAAAAAGGCGUGCGCGUAUCAAUGACAGCUUGAACCUGUUGAAAAGCCUCAUCCUGCCCCUCACAGGCAGAGAUAAAUUUCGCUACUCCAAACUGGAGAAAGCUGACAUCCUCGAGAUGACUGUGCGCUUCCUCAGCGACAUCCCACCUGUCAACACCAAAAACUCAGCAAACAGUUACAGAGAAGGUUACAAAGCCUGUCUCCAGCGCGUCUCCGCUCAGCUCCCCAAAACGAACUUGGAUCCAGACGCGUGCCAGCGAGUCACCGACUUCAUCCACAAAGCUCACUCCACUCCGAGCUGCCUGAACUGCCGCGCCCAGAGCUCCAGGUGCUUCCCUCAGAUGCACCAAAAACUCCUGAACCUGAAGUCCAGCUUCAGAUCCAGCCUGGGGGAGCAGCAGUCCCGCAGCGGAGCAGCAGCAGCACCCUGCAGGGUGCAGUCAGGCCCGGAGCCGCGCAGCUCUGUGUGGAGACCCUGGUAG